Lutra lutra (Eurasian river otter) is the source of this 428-nucleotide messenger RNA. RefSeq names its product cortexin 2 (gene CTXN2). The coding region runs from base 183 to 428 and encodes 81 amino acids. Lineage: Eukaryota; Metazoa; Chordata; Mammalia; Carnivora; Mustelidae. The transcript has 2 exons. The record is from RefSeq and is a predicted model, not a curated record.
UGUGACUCCACGAAGGUUCCCAGGACACGCCUUUUUGUUACUGAACCGAUCAGCGAACACAGACAAACCUGCCAACACUUAAGUCUACUCGCUGGAUUUCAUCUCCAUGGCAACAAGCAUGGAAGGUCAAGAGGUGACUCCAGCAGCACUUCUGAAGAGCCAUAAUGCUGUGACAGUGAAUAAUGAGUAGUACCUAUUGUGGCAACUCUUCAGCUAAAAUGAGUGUCAACGAAGUAUCAGCUUUUUCAUUGACUCUGGAGCAAAAAACUGGCUUUGCUUUUGUUGGGAUUUUGUGUAUAUUCUUGGGACUUCUUAUUAUCAGAUGCUUCAAAAUCCUCUUAGACCCGUAUAGUAGCAUGCCUUCCUCUACAUGGGAAGACGAAGUUGAAGAGUUUGAUAAAGGGACAUUUGAAUAUGCACUUGCGUGA